Messenger RNA from Amoebophrya sp. A25, 8082 nucleotides. NCBI's taxonomy places the organism in Eukaryota, Dinophyceae, Syndiniales, Amoebophryaceae. The record is from the annotation of a GenBank genome assembly.
AGGGUUACGUAGAGGCGGCUAAGUCCACGACUAGAGUGGAAUUACCUUCAAUAUCUUGCAAACUUUCAUAGCAUAAAGAACACCUUCUUGUUCUUCAUCUUCUACUUGUUGCAAUCAGAUUUUUUAAUAUCACUAAUAUGUAAGGGAAAAAAUUAUCACUAAUUAUAAAUACAUAGACAACUAUUAAUCAAUUAUCUUUACAAUACUAGAGUCCUUUGCUGUACAACCAAAAAAAAUGACAUUCCUACGUUUCUGUGGCGUACUAGCCUUCCUCAAGGGAAGCGAAGCCGCUUUCUCAUCUGAUGGCAGCGCUGGCCUCGAUGUCGUUGAGGGCACCAAAUUGCACCAUGCAGCUGAGUCGGCAAACCUCCAUGAUGAGAGAAUCAAGGACAACAACAGCCUGUCCUUGUGCGGAACAGCCAAGGAUACUUCCUCGAAGUGGGAACUGGUCAUGCCAUGGCGCAAACUGAACCGCCUAUACGCUGAGAUGGAGCAAGUCUCGAACCGCGUAGACCAAAAAAAUCAGGAAAUCCGCACUCUGGAACACAGAGUAGUGUCCUUGCGCACUCAGAAGGAAUUGGAGGAGAAAACUCUGGAAUGUCAGGCUAAGCGCAAAAUAGAGCAGCUGGACGACGCCAGCAAAAAAGAGAUUGAGGCGUUGAAGGAACACUACAAACGGCAAGAUGAGCAACUGAAGUUACGAUGAACGAUAAGGGUAGGAGUCGUUGAAGUUGAAAGAGUUUGUCUUGAGGUCUUUUUUUAAGAAUUUGCUAAUGAAAAUGAUAAUGCUCGUGCUAAGAUUCUUGACGGUCGUGUUUUUAGUCCAACUUAUAUUUUUUGGUACAACUAUUCAAUUGACAAAGAAAUGACUUUGAAUAUUUGAAUUCUUGUUUCAACAUCUGUCUUUAGUGAAAGCCGAUUUGGAAGAACAGAAGGAAACCUUUAUUAAACGAUUAUACAAGGGAAAGCGAUCGUUGUAGGCAAAUGGAGAAAGCAUGAGAAGAAAUGCAAAAAAGAAGGAACAUAAUUAGAAAUAAAGUGCAUACCCGUCGAAAGACUGGGUAUAUCAUCAUCAUCAUUACGUAGCCAUUUUGGCUCAAGGGACUUUAACACACCAAGAAAACGAAAAAUGUUAUCCAGCUGCAAACCCGUCUCUCUGUCCUGUGACAAGGCUUUUUUUCAUCUCUUGUAAGAUAGAUAAGACUUUUGACUCUCUAAGGUUCGCAAGCUUACGGCAUGCAAAGGAUGAAAUGCAGAGAAAUCUGGAAGCUGAUAAACUUAAGGCUUAUAUCCUAGUCCAUUUGAUCUCGUGUCGGUGUGUGAUGAAGCAUAAUGACAACUACACGUGUGUGAUGAAGCUUUCAUUCAAGGGGAGAAACUAAGUGGGUAAAGGUAAGCUUUUAUUCACCCACGUGUACUAGAAACGGAAGGUUCUCGUCCGGAUGAUCUCAUUUUCAGAGGCUCUCAGGAUGCAUCUCGAGGGAGAUGAUGGGUUACUUUUACUUUUAGUCGUGAGUUCUAAUCAACGCGAGAUGGAAAAGAAACUGAAAGAGGAAACUCAGGAAAAGAGACAGCGUUUCCAAAAAAUUUUCGAGGAUGACAUGGCUGAUGUGCGCAAACAUCAAAUAGAGAAAAAACAAAAGCUGGAACAAGAGUGUUAUGGGGCGACAAUGUAGUUCUAGUUUGUUCCUUAACAGCGACCACUACAUAUAUGAUGUGCGUUGUUUUUUCUUAAUAUGGAAUUCAAGGCGUUGAAGACUCUGAGGCCCACUUCCUCGUAUCUAAGUACUCAAGUCUACAUGAUCACAACAUCCACGUCUACUUCGCUUUUUCUUCCUCCUCUAACACCUCCGCGAAGUGUCGGACCGCUUGGACCAGGAACGGGAGAAAUUGGGAAAUUGCCAGAACAACCUAGAAUCUUCCGAGAGAGAGCUCCAAAGACUAUCCAGCUUAGCUGAUCGGAAGAACGAACGAAUUGAGUCUUUGAAGCAGGAAGCAACCCAAGUGGCCGAUCAAGUUGCCGAAGCGCGUGAGGCGGAAAAGGUACUGCUAUACUAUAUUUUGUUCAUACAUCAUGUACCGCAGCACUACUAGUGCAACUGCAAGGACCUGUGCUACUACUCUGAAGCAUUUCAACAUUUAAACCACAUGAAGAGGAACAUAAAAAGCUACUUCACGUACCAUUAGUACGGCAGAGCUUGAGGUAUAGAAAUAGAUACAACUACAUGCUUUUGCUUUAUCAACUCCGUUAUAAAUACUGAUAGGUACUGUUGUCACUGCAAGCGAAUAACUUGACCUUUCUCAGAAGCUAAUUUUGCGUCCGCCAUGGGCAUGCCUAGUAUCAUCAUCAUGAUCGAACUGCAUAUACAACGACAAUAUUAUCAAUUCCACAGCUCGCUUUGCAAGCCGCCUCUGAGUCUCGGAUCCGUGUGGAAAAGGACUUACGCCCUGUGAUGGAGCAAUGGCAUAAAGCCAGCAUCGAACAUGAACUGAAGCGAGCUCAACUCGCCGAAGCAUCCGCGUAUCAUGAAAAAAUAAUGGCGAGAGUUGAAAACAUGCAUACCAGUAAGGUUAAGGCUUUUCCCAAUCCAUCUCCAGAAGCAUCUCAGGAUUCCAUCAGAGGCAAACGGCCUCAAGAGGAGUCUCAAGAAGAUGGAUUUGGAUUAGGGUGAGCUCUAAUAAAAAUGGUGGUGACAAGGGACAACACGGUCAAGGAAUGGCCGCUCUGUUUGAGGUUGUCGCGAAAACGGAACGAGCGGAGGCAGAGUUGGAGCGUUUGAACAAGGACUUGGCGGAGAAAACGAAAGAGCUAGAAGACAAGAAGAAAGUCGUGGACGAAACGAAGCGAUACCACGAAGAAUUUCUGGUCGAGAACGCAGCCUACGGCUGGACAGGCAAGGCUGAGGGACUGAUGCGCGCCAACCAGCUAUUGGAGGAGAAGAACGCUGCGAUCUCAAUUGCCGACAGCCAACUGAAAGAGGUGGAAGCUGCAUUGCGCCAAACAAAGGACAUUAAGGCUACUUAGUUUAUCUUCACUGUUCUCGUGGACAGGAGUGUCUACUGCUGAGUGUUGGAGUCCCAUCCUUUGGUUUCUUAAAGGGGGAAGAAACCAAUGGGGAAAAAGGUCCCAGCUUCCUUUCUUAAUUUUUUUUUACUAUAAAUAUUACUAGGGUAGAUUAAAAUAAAAAUUUACAGGAACGACAAAACAAGGGGGACUCAGACUCACUGAACCAGGCAUGGUGAAGAGGUACUUACUUUCUCUAAGGGCCAAAAGAUCCAACUGGAGACGGAUUUGGCGGAAAAGCAAAAAGAAAUCGAUGGUCAGGUGGAGGCCUUCGAAAAGAAGAUGGCUGCUUUGGAUGAGACACGCGAAGCUGAGCGCAUCCGUGUAGCAACUGCCUUGAAAAGCAGCGAAGAGGCUACACAAAAGCAUGAAGAAUUCCAACAGUGUGCUGAGAACAUGGAAGAAACGCUGAAGGAGAAACUGGAGGACUUCGAAGCAGAAGCCGAAAGUCUGAGAGAGGAGUUGAAGAAGAAGAGUGGGCUCGUCGUGGAAUAUCAGGAACAGGCCUCUUUACUGGCCGAGACAAAUCGGGACCUUCGCCUGAAAUGCGCCACAGCAACCUCCAAGCUCGCUUGCAUGGAAAAAGCUGCUGAAGCUAGAAAGCAAUGCGCCAUCGCGAAGAAAGAAACUAAGGUCGCUACGAAGGUCCUCAAAAAAGAACUGAAUAGAAGUAGGAUGAGCAAAAAGAAAGCUGGUUCUUCAGGGUCGUCACCCUCAGGAGCAGGUGCUGCAAAGGUGAUCAAGAGAGGAAAUGCCCAUCGUUCUGUCGUUCAAAGUGGUGAAGCAGAUCAGCAGCAGCUGGCGCUUGGACCGAUCUCCCAGUCUGCUUCAUCUACUCCCUCUUUCAACAAGAUGUUGAAGAUGAAGGCGAAUCAGUGGAGAAUGUUGCAAGAUCGGAAAUUAGAGGCGAAAAAUGAGCUUCGAAGAAUGAUUCAUGCAGCUAGUGAGAAGCGUGUGCAGGAAGCAAAACAUGCUGCUGCGGUGGACAAGGAAUGCUCAGAAGACCGUUUAUGGAAAGUCGGAGAUUUCUUUGAUACUUAGUACUAGUAGAGAACUACAAACAUUAGCAUUAUUUUUACUAGGUCGUAAGGCACCAGAUGCUCAAAGAACAAAGUACUAUUAUUAUUUACAUAGCGAAUCAUGGAGUACGAGUAAAUAGAACUAGUACUAGAAGAAGUACUACUUCUUGUACUAGUUGUACUGUCCUUCAUCACCCCCAUCGCAGGCUUUUCUAACCCCCAUCGCAGCCUUGCUGGCACAAGGAAGAUCCAAGGAUGACUUGAUCAGGAACCUGAAGUGUCAGAUCGACUCGCUACAGAAAUGGCAAACUCCAGAAGCUAAGCGCCAACUACUUGAAGCUGUUACUGCUAGUAUUGGUGGUGAGGAUGCUCAAGGAAAUGGUCUGCAAGAUGGUCAGGGUCAGAAUAAGCGCUAUAAGAAGUCAUCUUCUCUCAAGAACAUGUUCAGCGUUGCUGCUAGAGAAGGUGAUGCUGGUCUACCAGGAGCUUCAGGACUGUCUUCAUCAUCGUCAUCAGGAAUUGCGUUUUCCGACGAUCCUUGCGAGAAAGAGAUUCAUCGAGUUUUUCAGAUCAGGGCAAAUCAGGAACAGAUGGAAGACUUGUUGAGGAAUGAACCGCACAAACUGCUCUACAACGUGCCUGACGACUUCGCUGUGCGAUACUACCAGGGCAAAAAAGCGGACGCCAAUUUGACGGAGCAAAAAAAACGUGUGACGCAGAUGAAGAAAGAGAAUGUUGAAAAGUGCUGGGGUGCUGCGUCGAAGCAAGAACGAGUGGAGUUUACAACGCGGUACAAGAUGGAUAUCGCCAAGCCACUGGUCGAUCAAGCUUACCGAGCCAUCUUGCGCGCUGCGGAUCAGGCGCUAGAAUUGCACAGACUGCAAAAGGUCAAUCCAACUUUCAAUAGCAGGAAUUACGAGAAACUUCUGGGCUUGGACGAACAACCACAGGAUGCGCCGCGAGAUAACCAGGCGUGGAAAACGACAAUCCUGAAAGAUCCAGGUCAGAUGGACGUCACGGAAAAACAACAGUGGCUUAGCCUCGUUAACCGACGCCGAAAACAGAAAAAUAUCCUCCUGCACACGGAUAAAAAUGAAAUUAUGGUAGUUGUAGUGGAUCUCGUGAUCUAGGCUUAGGCGACUGGAGGAGGAAGACGCGGCAUGUCUGAACUUUCAUCUACAUCUUCUAGAUGUAAAUAGGUAGUUGAGGACAACUUGAAUUCGGCAAAUUCAUUCGUCAUGCCGAAUUCCCUUCAUCCACAAGUUUGCAGUAUAAUUUCUAUUUUCUCGAUCAUCUUCUAUCACAAGAACUCAAGAACAUCUUCUAAUCAUCAUGGUGGCUUUAUCUUGAAGCCUGCUGUGCUCGGAGAAGGAGUCCAGGCUGAUGGAGAGGAUUUGGAUAGCGUAGAUGCUCUGACAAAGGCGAUGGAGGAACAGCUGAAAGCCAUUAAUCAUGCUGCAGACCAGUUGAAGUUAAGGCUUGAUGUUAUCUCAAGUGUUACCCUGGUCCAUCUGCAGCAGUGUCUUGAGUGUUACCCUGAUCCAUCUGCAGACAAAGCAUUUUGAGUAAUAAGGUUUGUUGCCUUGAUCUUGUUCAACCUUUAGAUUUUUUAGUACUACAUGUUGAUCUACUUGAAGCUAUCUCAUAUAUAAUAUUAGCCUUUCCUCUUUCUUUUUUUUCCUGUUUUUUGUUUUUUAUUUCAAUUUCUACUACUUAGAUACUAGGUCAAGGUCUACUGCCCCACCACAAAUAUUAUGUCCUCGUCGCGCCUUCUAAUGAAGUUACCUGCUGUGCUCCGCGAGCUUCCUGCAUACACCAACCCCGUGAAGAGUGGACAUGGAUUAAGGUGCGCGCAGCGAUUCUGGACCGAAUAUUAUGUCACUAUCCCAUGUGGACUAGUAUACUGACUGGGGACGAGCAGGGUCGUCCCAACAUGAUCUUUUGAUUUCUUAUUUGGGAAAGAAAGAAACAAAAGGUGGGAUAGGGAACCACGACCCAGGGCAUACCACUCAGUUCCCUCCUCGAUUUGAAAGGGAAAAUAAGGGGAAAAGGGGAAGCCACUCAGCCAGAAAAUAGAGUGAAAGAGAACUACUUACUAGCGCUAAGAAUCCACAUUGCGAGACGGACAAAAGCUCAGCGGUUACAAGAUUCGCGCUUUAUACUUCUAUGACGCUGCGUCAGGAGCUGCGGAACAAAAGGAAGCCAUGAAUCGUGGAAACCCAGAAUCGAAUGAUCCAACGCGCUACACUUUGAGAGGCAUCCGAUUAAGGCUCUCAGUAAUUCAUCUAUCACUAAUUCAUUCGUUCUUGAAACGUAUGUUGUGCGGGACAAUUGUGGAGGAAAACAACUCGCCUAAAUACCUUUCAAGGAUGCAGCUGAAAGAUGAAUAGUGGAUAGCUCUAAUCCGAUACGACCAGAUGCUCUAUCUCGAUCAACAGAACGAGCGGCUGCACGUUCUUGGCAGUAGUUCUCUUAUGAAGCCAACCUAAGUAGUGUUAUAGAGUAGUCCGUAUUUCGAGUCGCGGGUUGCUCGAGUUCUCUCGAGUUGCCACGAGUUGCCGAAACGCGCCGGCCCAAUCCGGAACGAGUUGCUGCCGGGUUCCUCUGGGCAGCUUGCCACUUUGAAAGCGUAGCACUCCGCGGCGGUAUGGCGGGCCAAGAUGCCGCGGAGUUCCGAAGAAAGUCGCGGCCUGUUGUCUCUUGGCAGGUCUGCCGUCGUCUGCAUUGAAGAGACACGCCCCGGCUGAGCUCCUCGGGGCUUGAGCUUCGUGAAAGUAACAGGGCGAAGCUCGCGGCUUUUUUUGUUUGAGUGGCGCGGGCCCGUUCCUUGCGAAGUGCAGCGCUUUCGUCGUUGUGUCGCUGUCUCUGCAUAGUCGUGCGCUGGUGUCGGUCGUGGUCUGGCUGCGUUGGUUUACUUCGACAAGAAUCCUGGGGCCUGAGAUUCGGGAGUAUAUGAGGGCGCCCGGCUUGUUUUUUGAACGAGGCCCCCUUCAGCAGCCAGCCUCACGCCGUGGCGCCCAUUUUUUUGCGCUGUAGUGGACUUAUUGGGUAGCGCGCCGCCUAGUGAGUAGCUAGCAUCACAAGCAAGACCCUCCUGAGUCGGUGCAUCUGAAAAGAGUGGCUUUAUUUGUGUGCUUGUUUUCUAGGGCAGCAGCUUUACUAGAUAGGCGCGCUAACUUAGUAAGACAAAACUAUGAGGGCAGGGGCCCCGGGUGGCGCUGCUCCUGUCUACCCCGCGCAUGCAGCGCCUCGCAGAGUGAGAAGCGACGCUACUGAAGGCGUUCGCUUUUGGAGGUGGUUCGCGCUCCUGGGUAACGUAUCGGGCGCAGUGAAAAGCUUUUUGGUAUGGAACUCGUUCAACUCGAGCAGCUCGACCCGAUACCGGGCGCAAAGAGUCUAAUUCUAUAAUAAGCACCUGCAAAUACUAAGUUUUGCGCUGGUCUCGUCCUUGUUAGUCGCCGUCUAGUACAUUCAUCAGCAUCAUCUUACGAAGCAAGCCUUGUGAAGCUGAAGGGUGAAAGAAUACUUACUCUUCUUUCAUGUGUUGUUUAAACUUUGCUCACUUCCAUCACUUCUAAGCCUCAGUAUCGCAGUGAGGAGGUGGUCUACUACCAGGAACAGAUGGAAGCGCACACAGAUCCACAAACGGGAAACACCAAUGAUCCGGAAACUACGGAGCCGGCUAAAUAUAUUUAUAUACGCAUUUCCGUCGUUCCUGGCGGCGGAGGCGCGGCUGCAGGAAGAGGAUCAGUUUUAGCUAUCCAAGGUUGAGAGGAGUCGUUUUAGCUAGUACGGUUGAGACGCGGAUUCGUUUUAGCUAGUAUUCAAGGUUGAGAGGAUCAGUUUUAGCUAUCCGCGGAGAAACAUGAUACUCAGGACGAAGGAUAAGAGUACUCAAGGGUGAAACAUUUUCAGGAAGGAUAAGGGUAUUCAAGUAUAAGGGUAUUCAAGUAUAGGGGUAUUCAAGGUUGAACCCCUUUUCAUCGAAAGGAAACUGAG